Molecule: messenger RNA, 308 nt
Organism: Paramecium sonneborni
Lineage: Eukaryota; Ciliophora; Oligohymenophorea; Peniculida; Parameciidae
Source: the annotation of a GenBank genome assembly
CAUCAACACAUGUUAAACAAUAAUCUUAAUUAAUUUCACAAGUUUUACAUGGUAAAGAACAUUAAGAACAAGUUAUACCUACCAUAUAAUAGCCUGGUUUACAAAUACAAUUUUUAGAUGAAUCAAUAAUUUAAUUACUAUCAAUGCAUGUCAAACAUCCAUUUAUAUCACAAUUAGCGCAUGGUUUAAUACAUGGUGUACAAGAAUUAACAGUAUUUGAAUAAUAUGUAUCUUUGCAAACACAUUAAUAAGAAGUAUUUAUUAUAUGAUUAGCAUCUAGACAACUAUCACAAUGAGUAUUAUUUAUU